AUGCUGUCCAUCAGUUCGACAGAGAUGUUACCAUUCUAUGAUGAAUUACCAUUUCAAGAACUGAUUCCCAGGCAUAUUUCUCACACAGUAUACCAGGUUCUUCGAUAUGCACUGAUUCCUUCAAUCAGCGUGGUCGGAAUAGUCGGCAAUGUCAUCAGCAUUCGUAUACUGACUCGACAGGGGUUCAGAAAAUGUUCAAAUGUACUUCUCGUGUGUUUGGCUUUCUCUGAUGUUCUGGUUCUAACGGGUACAAAUAACUUCCCUGUGUACAUCUAUAACCUGAAUGAACCACAAGUUUUCAUGUUUUCUGAAAGAAUUAAUUAUUUGUGUUAUAUUUUAGCUAUGAUAUUUUUAUAUAUUACAGUAACUGGACUUGUGGCUUCAAUGUUAAUUCCUAUUCUGAUAACCGGAGAGCGCUUGUUAGCAAUAUUCUGUCCGCUUAGAGUUUAUUUUAUCCUAACUCCCUGUCGUAUAAUUAUUUUAGUCAUCAUUAUUUACAUUUUGGCUACAUUGUAUUUUAUUUAUACCUUUGUUAUAUGCAUGCAGUUUCGGCAAACUUCAAUUGAUGGUGUCAGUGUUGGUGAGAUAGCAACCACAGAUCUGUAUGUUUGCGACCCCAGAAGCCAGUUUACUGAGGUAAUAGAUAGUAUAUUCAAUUAUUCCACAGGAAUAAUUCCCAUUAGCUUGGUGAUGAUUGGCUGUGUUGUUAUUGGAACCCAAGUGGUCUUCAUUACCAACAGACGCAAGAUGUUAAUCGCCAGUAAAGUCAAAUUAACAAGACCCAUUGUAUCGAAAACAACCAAGACGUUAUUUAGUAUAUGUGUGUUGUUUAUCGUUUGUAGUGGCUUUGCCUUUGUUUUUGAAUUUGCUUCAAAGUUUCAGCCCGUAUUGCAAGAGUUCACCAUGCAAACGAUAUUUGGAUGUGUUCAAGACUUUCUAGUUUGCAUUAACUGUGUUGGAAACUUCAUAAUUUAUGUGGGUUCCAAUAAUAAUCUCAGGAUUAUAAAAGGCAAGACGAAAUUGUGUAAUAUUAGGAACAUUUGUAGUAGUCAAGAGAAUUAA
Molecule: messenger RNA, 1062 nt
Organism: Candidula unifasciata
Lineage: Eukaryota; Metazoa; Mollusca; Gastropoda; Stylommatophora; Geomitridae
Source: the annotation of a GenBank genome assembly